CCAUAUGCCUUCCCUCCACAUCCACUAACCGACAUGGAACAACCCCGGCAAACCUCGACGGCGUCUCAGCCACCGGAAACACCCUCUCAACCGUCGGAGCCAGCUCCAAAACCGGCGGUUUUAUCCCAGAUUCAGCAACCUCCUUCCACCAAUCCGAAUCCCUCCUCCGCGCCCUCUAUUCCCUCUUCUCCAUCCCCGCCGUCGCCGUCGCUCAAUCCAAACCCUAAUCCACCUCAAUACACACGUCCGGUGACAUCUCCGGCGACGCAACACCUCCCCCAGUCUCUGGGUCGUCCUCCUCCGCCGUCGUACUCGAGACCGUGGCAACCGCAUUCCUCAUACGCUCACUUCUCCUCCUCCGCGUCGUCGUCUCCGUUGCUAUCUUCCUCGUCGGCUCCGGCCUCUUCGUCUUCUUCCUCUUCCUUGCCUGUUGCUGGACAGCAAAGAGGCGGUAUGGCGAUCGGCGUUCCAGCUUCUCCGAUCCCGAGCCCCUCUCCGACUCCGGCGUCUGCUUUUCCGGGAUCUUUUGGGCAGCAGUACGGCGGAUUGGGUCGUGGAACUGUCGGAAUGUCGGAAGCGAGUUCCAAUUCAAGUGUCACGCAGGGUAGGAUGAUGCAAGGAACGCAGGGGAUGGGAAUGAUGGGGACUAUUGGCUCAGGUUCUCAAAUGCGGCCAAGUGGGAUGCCUCAGCACCAGCAGAGGCCGGCUCAAUCCUCUCUAAGGCCAGCUUCCUCUCCGAGUAGUCCAUCUCCUGUUCCCCAAAACUUUCAAGGGCAUAGCCUAAUGAGACCUUCAUCUAUUGGUUCUCCUGGUGUCCAAUCCACCGGUGCAGCAAAUCAACCGUGGUUAUCAUCUUCUGCCCAAGGGAAGCCUCCUUUGGCACCCCCUUCGUAUAGACCGCAAGUAAAUAAUCCCUCCAUGCCACAAAGAUCCCAUGUUCCUCAGCAACAUCUUUCCACGUCACCAGCGGCUUCACAGCCUCAGCAACAACAACAACAUCAGCUUCAGCCUCAAGAGCAACAUCAACAGUUGAGAUCUCCGCAUCAGCCUUUACCUUACUCACAUCAACCGCCCCGGGUCCAAGGGUCGGUGAAUCAGAAGGCUGCUUCUCUGGCAAUGCCGACCCAGCCCCCUGUGCCUCAACCAGGAAACCAAGCUAAAACAGUUUCAACAGAGAAUGAGGAGUCUGAUGAUCGUAUUCUGGGAAAAAGAAGCAUCCAUGAGCUACUUCAGCAGAUUGAUCCGUCAGAGAAACUGGAUCCAGAGGUUGAAGGCAUCCUUGCUGAUAUUGCUGAAGACUUUGUGGAGUCAAUCACAACUUUUGGCUGUUCUUUAGCCAAGCAUAGAAAGUCAGAUACUCUAGAGGCCAAAGACAUCUUGCUCCAUGUUGAAAGAAACUGGAAUAUCAGGCCUCCUGGUUUUAGCAGUGACGAGAUCAAGACAUUUAGAAAGCCAGUGACAACAGAUAUUCACAAAGAUAGACUUGCCGCUGUAAAGAAGUCUAUGACGGUAACGGAAGCAGCAAACGCCAGGUUCGGGCACGGGACGGCUAAUGCAAGAGGAGGCCAGGCAAAGACGCCUGCUAAUCCAUUGGCCUCUACAACUUUCAAUCACUAAUCUAUUAGAAUAACCCUUCAAUCUUGUUUGCUAUGAAAUUUUCAAUUCAAGGUUAGAAACUUUUGUAACUUUUAUCUUAAUUCUGAAGGUUCAGCAUA
This is a messenger RNA of Brassica oleracea var. oleracea, 1715 nucleotides long. Its product is annotated as transcription initiation factor TFIID subunit 12. Bases 34 to 1617 code for a protein of 527 amino acids. Gene Ontology annotation, molecular function: protein heterodimerization activity; TBP-class protein binding; DNA binding. Gene Ontology annotation, cellular component: transcription factor TFIID complex; SAGA complex; SLIK (SAGA-like) complex. The record is from RefSeq and is a predicted model, not a curated record. NCBI's taxonomy places the organism in Eukaryota, Viridiplantae, Streptophyta, Magnoliopsida, Brassicales, Brassicaceae. The transcript has 8 exons. Gene Ontology annotation, biological process: DNA-templated transcription initiation; RNA polymerase II preinitiation complex assembly.